AUGGUUCAGUGGUAUACUGUCCCAGAGCUUCAGUCGCACCAUGAACAGGCGUUCGGGUCACGGAAGCCGGGGCCCAGGACCCUCCCACCAGGUCACGAUGAAGCCAGCUUCCAACGUGCUGUGGAUGAAUUCAAGGCCAUCGUCGGUGACGAGAACGUCAUUAUCGACGAAGGGUUGGUGAACCUUCGAGAUCCAUACCCAUUGUUCGAGGAAGGAUUCGAGGCUUCUGCUGGUUUAUGUCCAGUAUCCGUUGAGGAAAUCCAGGCAAUUCUCAGAGUCGCUAAUCAGCAUAAUGUACCCUUAUGGGUUUGCUCACAGGGAAAGAACUUUGGCUACGGCGGCCCCGCCCCUCGAGUUGCCGGGUCAAUUGUCUUGUCUCUUCACAGAAUGAAGCGCAUCAUCGAGGUUAAUGAGAAGCUUGCAUACAUCGUGGUGGAACCAGGUGUGACCUUCUUCGAGGUUUGCAACCACUUCGCUGAGAAUAAAAUGAAUCUUUGGAUGUCAGUUCCAGCUCUGGGUUGGGGAAGCGUCCUAGGAAAUACUCUCGAUCGUGGCCAUGGGUACACCAUUUCCGGAAACCGACAGCACUUCAUCGGCAGCAUGGAAGUGGUGUUGCCUUCAGGGGAGGUCCUCCGUACAGGCCAAUGGGCUGUCCCUAAUUCCCCAAGCGCACACGCGUGUGGAAACAGCUUUGGUCCUCAAGUAGACGGCCUCUUUCUGCAAAGUAAUCUUGGUAUUGUGACCAAGAUCGCGGUCGCCGUUGAUAUUGCCCCGGCAUCCUUCAUGGAUAUCAAGAUUCACUGCCCCGAAGUUGACGACAUUGCACCCCUCAUCGAUACGCUGCAGCAGUUAGACCGCGAAGGCAUUACGCAGAGCCAUCAUAUGAUUACUAACAUCAACCAUUUUGCUUCUCAUGACGCAGCCAAACACCAGCAGCAGAGUACUCAAGGUCCAUUAACCCCUGAAACCGUCGCCUAUUUAAAGGAGAAGUACAACACUGGCUACUGGCGCUGCGUGGCUGCCCUAUACGGUCCCAAGGACCUUGUCCUAGCCCGCUGGAAACGCAUCCAAGAGGUUGUAUCCACGAAUAUUCCCUUUGCCAGGAUUGAAAACACGUUCUACGAAGGGGAAAACGGCCAACCCGUGGAUAACACCAAGAUCGACAGCUUGUACGCUGGUGUCCCCACAAUGAAUCCUAUAAAGCUAGCAGAUUAUAAUCUUCCUGCUGACGGAUCUGGAGCGGGGGCCCAUAUUGACACAACACUCAUCCUGCCGUGCGAGGGAGCAACAGUCUUAGCUUGGUUCCAUAAGGCUAAGGCGAUCAUGGAACUGGAAGGCGUUGACCCGUUCAUUGGUUGCCACGUCUUCCCAAAAUACAUCCUGUUUGUUCAAGAAUACGUUUUUGACAAAACGAAUCCAAAGCACCGCCAAGGGGGGCGUAAAUUGAUCCGGUCAUUGCUUGAUGAGGCACGGGAGAACGGGUUUGCAAACUACCGAUCACACAUCCAACACAUGGACGCAGUUCAAAGCUUAUAUGGUUAUAAUGGCCAUAUCUACCGGAGAUUUGUGGAGACACUGAAGGCUGCUCUGGAUCCAAACGGUAUCAUAUCCCCAGGGAAGCAGGGUAUCUGGCCCCCCAAGAAUAUAUCGUAUGCCUCUAGGCCCAAGCAAUAA
Molecule: messenger RNA, 1674 nt
Organism: Penicillium subrubescens
Lineage: Eukaryota; Fungi; Ascomycota; Eurotiomycetes; Eurotiales; Aspergillaceae
Product: FAD-binding oxidoreductase
Exons: 6
Coding region: 1-1674 (557 amino acids)
Biological process (GO): lactate catabolic process
Cellular component (GO): mitochondrion
Molecular function (GO): D-lactate dehydrogenase (NAD+) activity; D-lactate dehydrogenase (cytochrome) activity; FAD binding
Source: RefSeq, a predicted model, not a curated record